GUCAUAAACUGCUCAUUUGCAUAUCCCAUUGCCCGCAAGUAGAGCUCCGAGUUUUCGACUUGUAGUUGACUGGUACUACUCGAGUAAGUCAGAAUUUGGGAGGAGUGAGAGAAUAGCAAUCAGGUAGGCCUAAAAAGUAAAACUGUCCACCACGCCGACCUGAGAUGUAUUUUAAGUUGUUUUGGCGGGGUGCAACAUCGAACAUUGAGCGUCGCCUGGGAUAAAAUUAUAUUGUCAAAGUUUAUUCACUAAUUAGAAAAAAAUAAAAGCGGGAAUUCAGCAACGAUAGGCGCUACUGACAACUGGGAAGACGCAAUGAUGAUGGCCCCGCCGGUCUCUGUGGCGUUUCGAAGGCGGUGGUGGAUGGCCUGCACGGCUGUGGUGGAGAACCUUGGGUUUUCGGCUGUGCUGCUUGGCUGGGGGUCUCUGCUUAUCAUGCUAAAGAAGGAAGGCUUCUACUCGCACCUCUGCACAGAGAAUGAGUUGGAGGUGGCUAAUGCUAGUUCUGAUGAUACAGAGGGCUGGCAGAGCUGUGUGGCCCAGGAUGAGAUGCUGAACCUGGGCUUCACCAUUGGCUCCUUCUUACUCAGUGCUGCCACUCUACCACUUGGCAUCCUCAUGGAUCGAUAUGGUCCCAGACCCCUGCGCCUGUUGGGGAGUGCGUGUUUUGCAUUCUCCUGUGCAGUUAUAUCUGUGUCAGCAUAUCAGCCUAAAGUCCUCUCUGCCCUUAUAUUUCUUGCUCUGUCACUCAACGGUUUCGGUGGAAUCUGUCUGACCUUCACGUCUCUCAUGUUACCAAAUAUGUUUGGAAGUCUCAGUUCCACAGUGAUGUCACUGAUGAUCGGCUCAUAUGCGUCAUCUGCUGUCACCUUCCCUGGAGUUAAGUUGAUAUAUGGUGCUGGGGUGUCAUUCACUGUGAUAAUGUGGGUCUGGGCAGUCCUCGCUGUCCUGGUCUUCAUCAACUGUUUUCUGAACUGGCCGGUUGAGCCCUUCCCCACACCAGAAGAGAUGGAGAUGUCAGUAAGGAGAGUGUGUUCAGGUCAGGCCCCUCAAAAUCCCACGCUUACCUCAUCAGGGGAGAAGCUAGAAGAGAAACCAUACCAAGUGACUGAGCCGCUGACGGGUACAGGCCCAGCUGCCCCACCCUCCAUUCCAUUUCGGCGCUCAGUCUUCUCCCCGAUCUUCCUGUGGAGUCUGAUUACCAUGGGAAUGACUCAACUGCGCAUCAUGUUCUUCAUGGGAGCCAUGAACAAAAUGCUUGAGUUCAUUAUCACACAUGAUGAUCCUCAUUUACCUGAGGAAAUUCUGAAAAAGGCUGAGGAGAAAGUGGGCUUCUACUCCUCCAUCUUUGGCACACUGCAGCUCCUGUGCCUGCUCACCUGCCCUCUGAUUGGCUACAUCAUGGACUGGAAGAUGAAGGAGUGUGAGGAAAAGACUGACCAUUGUGGCACUCCCCUCAAGCCCAAGCGUGACCGAAACAUCCAGAAAUUGACGAACGCUUUGAAAGCCUUCAGCCUCACUAACCUGCUGCUCUUCCUGUUUGGUGUCACCUCGCUCAUUGACAACCUGCCACUGCAGAUUUUGUCAUUCAUCUUGCACACCAUGGUCAGAGGAUUCAUCCACUCUUGCUGUGGAGGACUGUAUGCUGCAGUUUACCCCUCUAACCACUUUGGUACUCUGACGGGGCUGCAGUCUCUUAUCAGUGCCAUAUUUGCCUUGCUUCAGCAGCCCCUGUUUAUUGCAAUGUUGGGACCUCUGAAUGGUGAUCCCUACUGGAUCAAUAUGGGACUACUGAUCUUCUCAUUGGCUGGCUUCCUGUUGCCAGGAUACCUUUUUUAUCAUCGCAGACACCUUGUGCAAGAGAAAGCAAAACUAGACAAGGAAACUGGACAGGCUACCUUGAAGAGUCAAGCUGUCAACCAAUCGGAACCCAAUGGCAUUAAUCACAUUAACAAUGUUCAUGUCCCAGAGAAUGCCUAGAGCCUAUGAAGGAUCUUUUUGUACCCUUUUUUACAAAAACUGCAAAGUCAGCACCAAAUAUGGCAAUCCAGAUGUUAGCUGGCAUGUUUUCAGUGAGUUUUAUGCACAUUUUAAUAGCUUCACUUUUUGGUGUCAUUUCAUUAAAGCAAUGAGAUUUCAUACAAGGACUUAAAAAUAUACAAACUGAAGAUUAAUCUGUUUUGCUUUUUGUUGUCAUCUUUUGGAUAGGGUUUGAAUUAUGUAAUUCUGAUAUUUGCUUUUUAAAAAACUUGUAUUUAUUCUGUGGUUUGAUUACUAUUGAAUGAAACUCAUAUUCCCAGUCCCCUGAUAUUCACACAAGUCACACAUCAAGGAGGCUUCACUGGACUGUUUGGACAAGCUACCUCAGCUGAUUGUGAUCCCUGUCAGACUGACCUAUGGGUCAGUUGGUUUGUCUGUGUCCUGUUUCAAUUCACCAAAGAGUCAAUAUAGACAAACACCGUGUUAUAAACCUUUUGGUUGUUUCCUAAAAAUGAUGAGGACAACACAAUUAUUUCAAGAAAGACCAAAGACACUUUUAAAAGCAUGUAAAAAAUAUGCAUAUAAUUUUAACAGUAAUGGGCAGAAACCUUGAGCAGCUUUUUUUUGUGUGUAUUUCAUUUUUGUACAUUGCCUAGCCAUUGAAAGGGAACAUUUGUUUCUACUCUAUGCAUACUAUUAUUGUAAUAUUUUGUUACUCAACUGUGUGAGCUCUCUGCUACUGCUGCUGUAUGAAAGGCAAUGUCAGUAUUUACUCAUUAUAUUUACUUAUUGCUUGCUCGCUUAAAAAGAUUUGGGUGAUUAUCAGCCCCUGGUUGUUAAAAGAUACAGUAUGACUCAACCACUGCUGAUAUGUCAUGUCAUGUUAAGUGUUUGGAGCCAAAUUUCUAUGUUGUCUUUUGUGUGGGGUUGAUUGCUUUUGAAUCAUGGGAUGUUCAUAGAAGCUCACAGACUGAUCUGUACAACCAAAGCAAUUCUAACCUGUGUUGAAAAGCCAUGUCUCUUAUAAAGCCAUUUGGGAAAUGUGGAAUAUGAUGGAAUGUCCCAAAUAAAUGAGCUGAAAAU
This is a messenger RNA of Electrophorus electricus (electric eel), 3063 nucleotides long. It is a transcript of the gene slc43a1a, whose product is annotated as solute carrier family 43 member 1a. Gene Ontology annotation, molecular function: neutral L-amino acid transmembrane transporter activity; L-amino acid transmembrane transporter activity. Gene Ontology annotation, biological process: transmembrane transport; neutral amino acid transport. NCBI's taxonomy places the organism in Eukaryota, Metazoa, Chordata, Actinopteri, Gymnotiformes, Gymnotidae. The record is from RefSeq and is a predicted model, not a curated record.